AUGGCGAAUCUCACUUGGCGUCUGGUGUUACAAGAGCGACAGUCUUCCCAACGAGGAAUGUCUGCGCGAGUAGUCUUUGCACAGAGUCAGGAUCAUUCGAUAGGUGCCACAAUAGGCUACCGCAUUGCCAUUCCUGAUGCACGAUCCAUUGGUCUUGCAUCGACUUGGAAAAACAAACUUUCGCUUAAACCAGGUUUUCCGCAAACAGCGCCCAUGGCCUUGAUCCUCCCUACCAUUUCGAGUGGAAACUGCAUCCUCUCCCCUAGAGUUCGCAUGCGACAAAAGGAAGUCUAUCUCGUCACAUUAGAUUCCAUCAUCGCCAAUCUGAAAUUCGGAGACUUUUACGGCCAGAUUCUGCCAUAA
Messenger RNA from Plenodomus lingam JN3, 363 nucleotides. RefSeq lists its product as uncharacterized. Lineage: Eukaryota; Fungi; Ascomycota; Dothideomycetes; Pleosporales; Leptosphaeriaceae. The record is from RefSeq and is a predicted model, not a curated record.